GACCUUGCGCAUACAUGCAUAUAUCCAUUAAUAAAGAACACAUCGGCUCCAUGAUUUUUAUGUUGUACUCUGAUCUAUUGCCUUACACUUGCGACAACUUCUUGCGUCUCUGCAAUCAAACAAAGGGUGGCUACGCUGGCACUCCUAUACAUCGCAUCAUCAAAGAUGGAUGGAUUCAAUGCGGCGGAUUCGGCCUCAAGAAUGUUGACUUGGACUGCGAAAACUUUAUGGUCCCACAUGAUAGACGAGGCGUACUUUGUAUGGCGAACGACGGCAGAGCUGGUAUAUUAAAUAUGGAAUGCGACGGUAUCACAGUAAAUAAAGGUACUAAUGAGUAUAUCCAUGGACAUAUAGAAGACUUAUACGCUUUGGGUGAAGUACUUAUAGAAGCUUUAAUCGAAAGAGUAUUUCUGGAAGUUGAGUUAAAACUAGUGCAGCGUUUAGAAAAGGAGCUCUUAGGAGAAGAGGAGGAAACAGUAGAAGAGGGAGCUAAAGGAGAAAGUGGAAACAUUCACCGUACAAAAAGGUUUAUUCGCACUAAACCGGCAUCAGAAACCGGAGCUCAGAUUACAAAUCCGCCUACCCGUAGUCAGUCUAUUAAAAAUGCGACAAGUUCCAAAGUUGUACCAUUAUCGAGUAAAGAUAGCGAACAGGAAAACAACGAAUUUGACGUAGAAGAAUAUGAACUAGAAGAAAGUGUUUACCGUCACAUGUCUAUAGUAACAGAAAGUCUGGUUGUGAAACCAGAAAAACAUUACUACAUACCACUAACUGAUGUACCAUUUUUGAAAGGAGACUACUGCCUAGAAAGCGACAUUGAUCAUGAGAGACAAAAAACAGCCCCCAAAGACAAGUUCGAAUAUCCAUCGGAAGUGUUCAAAUUAUCUAAUGAUGUCUCAGAAUCAACGUCCUCUCAAUCAUUGGACUCUGAAGAAGAAAAAGAAAUUCGUGAUUAUCUAAGACCUACUCAAAUCACCGAGAAUCAGCUAAGAAGAGUCAGAUUAGCUUCAUUAGAUUAUAAAUCUGCAGUACAAGAUACGAAAGUGCGUAUUGCUGCAUCAGCUACAGUCCCGCCUCCUCCUGGGCAUCACACUGUUUCCGGUCGCCGUCCAACUGGGUUUAUCCGGAUGAUGGACAUUGUAGAUUCAGACUCCGAUGAUUUGAAAGAGCAAGAUCACCGCGACUCAUUCAGACCUUCCAUAAUGCAACGAUUAUCCCAAGGUGAUGCCCAGGACAAAGUAACGAUGCUCACAUAUUCACAAUAUUCCGGCAUGAAGAGUGACGAAAGCUUAAGCAAUAAAUUAGUCAUGAGAAAGCCUCAAGUUACAAAUGUAUUAAACGACAAUGCACUCAACGUCCAACAUAAUAAGAAGUUAGUGAGGAAAAUUUCAUCGGAUUACGUAAAAACAUUCAAUCAGGGGUAUAAUAAAAUUGAGAGUUCAAUUAGAAGCAUCGAGUAUGCGAAGACAAGACCUUCUAUGACGGUAUCAGAGUAUCAGCUGAAGAAUCAAAUGUAUGAGGAUUUGAAAAAUGAAAUUGAUAAGGAAGUUAGAGAAGAUUUAACCAUUGCAAAUGGUAAGCUCUCACUUCAUUUCAAAUACAGAUCUCUAUUGUUAAUUUUUUUCACUAAAGUACUACAACGUUACCUCUUGAAUCACCUAGGUACUACCUAA
Molecule: messenger RNA, 1673 nt
Organism: Diatraea saccharalis (sugarcane borer)
Lineage: Eukaryota; Metazoa; Arthropoda; Insecta; Lepidoptera; Crambidae
Source: the annotation of a GenBank genome assembly